AUGUCGGACGACAAUGUUUCGGGACCUCCUCUGCCCGUUGCACCCAAAUCGAAACCAGUCAGCGAAGCUCUGCUAAACGAAAAGUGGGAUCGUGCAGUCUCCUCCCUGGUGAUCAGAUCCGCACUCGGUUUCUCGUUCGGCGUCAUAUUUUCAGUACUGUUGUUCAAACGAAGAGCAUGGCCUGUGUGGUUCGGGACAGGUUUCGGAGCUGGAAGAGCAUGGGAAGAAGCUGAUGCGAACUUCAAGCGAGGAGAUGUCCUGACGACGGACGGACUACGAAAAGUACGGACUGGAAGUUAG
Messenger RNA from Capronia coronata CBS 617.96, 300 nucleotides. RefSeq lists its product as uncharacterized. Bases 1 to 300 code for a protein of 99 amino acids. The record is from RefSeq and is a predicted model, not a curated record. Lineage: Eukaryota; Fungi; Ascomycota; Eurotiomycetes; Chaetothyriales; Herpotrichiellaceae. The transcript is spliced from 3 exons. Gene Ontology annotation, cellular component: MICOS complex; mitochondrial inner membrane; mitochondrion.